AUGAAGGCGCUCGAGGGAAAGAAUGUCGACCUGCUCAAGAAAAACACUGAACUGACCAAACAGAACAGUGAACUGCUUGAGGAAAACACAGAGCUGACCAAGCUGAAUGAUGAACUGCUCGAGCAUAAAGCCACGCUGACCGAGGAGCUAUUGGAAAGUCGGGGCGCCUUGAAGAAAUCCAAUGAAGAUAAAGAAAAAUUCAGGGAGAGUGCCAAACUUAACCACCAACAAUCCAAACAGCUUGAGCUCGAUCUGAUUGCAAGCAGGAAUGAGACGGAGGAGCUGGAAAGGCGCAUUGCUUCUCCGUAUGUGGUGGAGUUCUUAAAGGGGAAGAGACGAUCUAGUUUUUCUAGUCGUCUCUACGACAUGAAGAGGAACUUCUUGGCUCUGUCUGUAGUCAAGUUUCAUUAG
Molecule: messenger RNA, 411 nt
Organism: Humulus lupulus (European hop)
Lineage: Eukaryota; Viridiplantae; Streptophyta; Magnoliopsida; Rosales; Cannabaceae
Product: peroxisomal and mitochondrial division factor 1-like
Exons: 2
Coding region: 1-411 (136 amino acids)
Source: RefSeq, a predicted model, not a curated record